Messenger RNA from Pogonomyrmex barbatus (red harvester ant), 1855 nucleotides. RefSeq names its product sorting nexin 6 (gene Snx6). The record is from RefSeq and is a predicted model, not a curated record. Gene Ontology annotation, biological process: phagosome-lysosome fusion involved in apoptotic cell clearance. NCBI's taxonomy places the organism in Eukaryota, Metazoa, Arthropoda, Insecta, Hymenoptera, Formicidae. Gene Ontology annotation, molecular function: phosphatidylinositol binding.
CAGAGGCGCUCGUUUCGACAGUGUCGUUCAUGUCAGGAGAGAUUGUCCGUCCUUCAUGUCCCGACGUGUCGAAGACCAUCCGAGAUAGUCUGUCUGCUCGCUGCGCGGAGGUUGUAUAUACAUACGUUAUUUAGCGAGACGAUCCUGUUAAUCGGAUUGCUGUUGACCGCUGUGUGUCAAGAGAACGACGCCAGUCGACGCCAUGAUGGAUGGAAUAUGUGACACCACGGACAUUUUAAAUAGCGUACCUCCCAAAAAGACAAUCCAUGCUGAUACCAUAGAUCUCUCGGAUAAAUCCUUGCAGGUGGAUAUCUCGGAUGCUCUCAGCGAGAAGGACAAAGUUAAAUUUACUGUACAUACAAAAACUACUCUACCUGAAUUCCAAAAGCCAGACAAUCUAGUUGUGAGGCAGCACGAAGAGUUUGUGUGGCUCCAUGAUCGAUUUGAGGAAAAUGAAGAAUACGCUGGUUACAUUAUUCCACCAUGUCCACCAAGGCCAGACUUUGAUGCAUCCCGUGAAAAACUACAAAAAUUGGGCGAAGGUGAAGGAAACAUGACACGCGAAGAGUUUAAUAAGAUGAAACAGGAAUUAGAAGCGGAAUACUUAGCCACUUUCAAGAAAACUGUUGCUAUGCACGAGAUGUUUCUAACUAGGUUAGCACAUCAUCCAGUUUUUCGGAACGAUCAUAAUCUGAGAGUAUUCUUAGAAUAUGAUCAAGAUCUUUGCGUGCGAGGAAAAAAUAAAAUGGAAAUGUUCGGUGGUUUAGUAAAAUCGUUCUCUAAAACUACUGAUGAAUAUUACCUGUCAGCUACGGUAAAAGAUGUGAAUGAUUUUUUUGAUCAAGAAAUGACAUUCCUUCAAACUUAUCAUCAUAAUUUAAAAGAAGCUACAAGAUUGGCUGAUCGUCAAACAGCUAAACAUAAAGAUGUAGCAGAUUCAUAUAUAAAGAUUUCUACCAAUCUUUUACAAUUAGCUACAACGGAUACUGGAAAACUUGAGAGAUUUUUAACUAAAAUUGCCGAAACCUUCGAGAAGUUACGAAAAGUUGAAGGACGGGUAGCAUCAGAUGAAGAUUUAAAAUUAUCAGAUACUCUUCGUUAUUACAUGAGAGAUACAGCUGCAGCUAAGAGACUUCUUUUCAGAAGAUUGAAAGCUUUGCAUGAAUAUGAAUCUGCAAACCGUACUCUCGAAAAAGCUCGUGCCAAAAACAAAGAUGUCCAUGCAGCACUGGAGGUUGCUGAGGCGGAACAAGCACAGACUGAAGCAUGUGAGAAAUUUGAACAAAUGUCCGAUAAAGGAAAAGAAGAAUUACUGGAUUUCAAAACAAGGCGGGUAGCUGCAUUUAAGAAGAAUCUCAUUGAACUGACAGAGCUGGAAAUAAAACAUGCUAAAUCACAUGCAGAAAUGCUCAAGAAAUGUUUAUCUGUACUUCGGGAAGAGUGAUCUAGUUUUAGCGUUGCCAUGGACAAUUCUAUGUGCAUGCAUUCUGUAUGCAGAUAACAGUUUAUUUAAGACUAAUGGUACUGUAAAAUACUAUAUAUUUUUUGUUAUCUGAAUUUACUAGAUCAUGCUUUGAAAAUAAAGUAUUGUAUUAAUAGCUGCAAAGCGACUUCGAAAAACUGAUGUUUACUAUCAUUGAGCUGUAAAAAGCUAUGUAAGCGCUCCUAUUAAUUCUGCUUAAUAGAUAUUAAGAAACAGUUUUGUAAGUUUGAAUAAUUCAUGUGUUGUAAAAAUGACACAUAUUUAUAUUGUAAAAAAUGAAUUAGAUAUUAUCGAGUCUCUUUGCAGCUUUGAAUUAAGAGCCUGUUAUACCUAUAAAAUAAGGUUCUCUAUAUUAUAUAAACAAAAAAAAAA